GUGUCUUCAUCGCAGAACACGGAGGAUGACUGCGGAGGGGACAGCAUCGAGCCAGAUAGUCUCCUGUGAACACAGAAACAAGAAAAGCUUGUUCAGAGCAAAGGAGGUGCGAAAGAAACUGAAAACAGGCAAGACUCUUUGUGAAGAAUGUGAGCGAGCAGUUAAGGAUGGUGAUAUAUCUUCAUCGAAACAGAAAGAAGUGUUGAUCUGUGUAACUUGCGGCUAUCUGACAUGUUCGACUCACGCCAAGAAACACUGCGAAGCUGCACGCACUGGAGAGAAACAUUCACUGUUUUUAAAUCUCGAAAACUGCCAAAUAAGAUGCGAAGCAUGUGCUACCCCGCUGUCUGUUUUAGAUGAUCCCCAAGAUCCUGUUAGAUUAUUUUGCAAUGAAUAUAGGUCCUUUUCAAAAACAAGGUCAGAACCGAAAAUUACCCGGAAACCUCCUGAGCACAAGCAGGCGUCAUGCAAUGGCGUUUCGCAGCCUCAGCAGGAGGAAUCUAACAAGCUAUCGAACGCAGCGAAUCCGGCUCUCCCUAUUGAAGUAUCUCGAACUGAUAAAAAUUCGAACAAGCGCUCCAGGCAACCAUCACUUGAUGACACCAUGAUCCCGGCUAAGGGUCUUGCCAACCUUGGAAAUACUUGCUUUUUCAACAGUGUCAUGCAGUGUAUGAUGCACACGCAUCAACUUACGGAUUAUUUUAAUCGCUUUGGGAAAGUCACUACAUUGGAUUUUCGGCAAACACACACUGUAGUCGUGAAUGAGGAAAAGGUCAACUUAGAGCCUGCUACCAUCUCUGUCCCUCUCGAAUCGGCACCCCUCAAUUCAGUUUUACGAGGAUUCAUUGCUGAGUUUCAAUGUGGCGCGUCUCCCUCUCCAGGAUCCGUAUUCUCACAGAUUUCAUGCAAAACUCCGCGCUUCAAGGGCUAUCAGCAGCAGGACGCCCACGAACUGCUCAGAUAUUUGCUAGACGGCUUGCGGAGCGAGGAAAUGGAGCGGUAUAAGGCUGGGAUUGCAUCUUACUUUGGCGUGUCUCCCAAGAUUAGCAGAAAUAAAGUUUCGCGGGCUAUCAGCCUCAAAGCAUGUGAAUUUGGCUCAGGCUAUCUUCAAGCAGCUGGACGUCCACUCCUUGAUAUGGUUUUUGGUGGCACUCUUCUCCAGACAAUCUUAUGCUCGGAAUGUGGUCAUGUCAGCGAGCGUCAUGAACAGUUUCUGGACUUAUCCAUACCGGUCACAUUGAAUGGCUCUAUCCGCUCCCAGCGCGGUAAUUCUAUAGCGGUCUCAAAUGAACAACUUUCGACACAGGGGAAAAAGAGAGGACGUGGAAAACGUAAGGUUGCAAUACGUAAUGAUGAUUAUAAUGAAGAUAGAAUCAUAAGUCCUCCUGAACGGCGUCUUGUAGUUGAUGACAAUGGAUACUCGGAUGAUGAUAUGGAGAGAUUAGUCGCAGGUGUAAACAGACUUGAUUUCACGAAGGUUCUCGUGUGUCCCCCAGAAGAAUACAGGGACGGUGCGUGCAGCAUAGGUUCAUGUCUUCUGGAAUUCACAGCUCCAGAAGAACUUCAAGGCGCCAAUGCUUAUGAAUGUGAGAAGUGCUGUGGUCCUCGUAAUAAGAAGAUGAAUGCAGUUGGUACUAAGAAGAAGCGCGUCUCCGCCUUGAAACGAUACCUAAUAUACGAACCUCCUGCUGUCCUUACUCUGCAUCUGAAACGAUUUCAGCAACUGGAAGGGCUCUCAGGAAGGAAAAUGGCUGCAAGGAAGUUGAGUGGGCAUGUGGAUUUCCCUACCGUCUUUGACAUGGCUCCUUUCUGCUGUAGGAAUGUGGAGCGCAUAGCACCCGGUGAAAAACGCCUUUUGUACUCGCUUUAUGGUGUAGUGGUGCAUUCUGGGAGCCUCUCAGGCGGUCACUAUAUUGCCUAUGUGAAAAGUCGCCACAGGCUGAAACAGGCCUACGCCUUUCUCGAAAUCGCAAGAAAUACAUGUGUCGAUGCUCUGUCUCAUCCAGUCCGUACGUCCGUUGAAGAUCUUCCACUAGAUGCACAUAUGGAGAACGACGGCCAAUGGUACUACUGCAGUGACAGCCAAGUAAUGGCAGUUCCAGAAAAUCGUGUUCUUUCUGCAGAGGCAUACAUACUCUUCUACGAGCGGGUGCUAUAAUUUUGUCUCCCCUAGUGGCUUUAUCGGCUUUCCUAUGUGCCCUGUACCCACCUCUAGGUUCGGGUGUAGCGUACCUGAUGAUAGUCUCUGAAAUUGUGAUAAGAUUUUUACAGAUGAUUUAAUUAUAUUGCAUUACAAGAGUUCUAUUAAUCAUAGGUUUAUCAGAUAUUGCUCGUCUUUCACCACCGAAUCAACUAGCCAGUUCACAAACAGUCAUUAAUUCUUGGUUAACCACUAAUGAAUGGAAGAAAUAGAUGAAAU
Molecule: messenger RNA, 2419 nt
Organism: Cylicocyclus nassatus
Lineage: Eukaryota; Metazoa; Nematoda; Chromadorea; Rhabditida; Strongylidae
Source: the annotation of a GenBank genome assembly